Messenger RNA from Hydra vulgaris (swiftwater hydra), 313 nucleotides. The record is from RefSeq and is a predicted model, not a curated record. NCBI's taxonomy places the organism in Eukaryota, Metazoa, Cnidaria, Hydrozoa, Anthoathecata, Hydridae.
UAAAAUGUUGCUUUAACUUCCAGGUAAUAUUCCAUUAAGACAAUUGGUUUAUCGUGUACAUCUAUUACCAAGCAGCAUGGUUUCACUUGUUUGGGAUUUUGGCCGACUGGAUAAUAAUACUGAAGAAGCCUAUACAAGACAAAUGACUACAAGAUAUGUAAAUGAAGAAAAAAUACCUAAAGACGAGUUGUUUUUUGAAUUAAUUGUUUGUGUGCUUAAAGAAUCCCAAGCUUAUAUGAGAAAGCAAAAGGAUGAGUGCAGCUUUGUCAGUUUGAGAGACGUAGAAAGAGUAAUAAGUAAUAGUAAUAAUUAA